Aspergillus aculeatinus CBS 121060 is the source of this 387-nucleotide messenger RNA. RefSeq lists its product as uncharacterized. Lineage: Eukaryota; Fungi; Ascomycota; Eurotiomycetes; Eurotiales; Aspergillaceae. The coding region runs from base 1 to 387 and encodes 128 amino acids. The record is from RefSeq and is a predicted model, not a curated record. The transcript is spliced from 2 exons.
AUGAGGCACGUUUAUGAGCCUCGCAAGUCUGGUCAAAUGUACCAGGACAUCGUGCGCCUACAUUCUCCUGAUGGCGGCGAUUGCAUCGCACCAGCUGUAUUGCAGAAUAUCGACCGCAAAGAUGACCUUCGGUGGCCAGGCGCUCGGGCAGCGUUUCGUUUACUUAAGUUCGAGUACGAUGGGCUCAGUUACUGGGCAUUGUCUGACUCUGAAAAUCUAGAAAGAUUCCGUCGAGACCUCACUGGAUCUGGACCUUACCACGGAUGCAUUUGGCGGGGCGGAGAGGCACCUUACAUCGCAGAAGGCACGCGUCUUACUGCGCCACUUUCUCGAGCAUUUUGCAAGCUCAGGGACCAGCAGCAAUGGUUGAACUAUCCGCCAUCUUGA